Lizanozyma spartinae is the source of this 360-nucleotide messenger RNA. RefSeq lists its product as uncharacterized. Bases 1 to 360 code for a protein of 119 amino acids. The transcript has a single exon. NCBI's taxonomy places the organism in Eukaryota, Fungi, Ascomycota, Pichiomycetes, Serinales, Debaryomycetaceae. The record is from RefSeq and is a predicted model, not a curated record.
AUGUCGGCGAAAGAAUACUACGGAGCACCAAGUGGUGCACCACCGGGCCAUAACGGUGGCAAUUAUUCGGCUCCUAAUGGGCCACCACCAAACUUUCAAAAUCAGCAACAAGGAUACUCAGAUCAACAAGAACGUGGAUGGGGUGGUGGCCAUCAGCAAGGUGGCUAUCAACAACAAGGUUAUAAUGCUUAUCCUCCACAACAGCAACAAUACGGCUACCCCCCACAACAAGGUGGCUACUAUCAAGCACAACAACCAAUGUAUGUCCAACAGCAAUCUUCAAGUGGUGGCGGACAAUCAUGUUUAAUGGCAUGCUUGGCAGCAUUAUGUAUCUGUUGCACAUUAGAUGCUAUCUUUUAA